AGUAGAACAGCUGAUCGAUGUUUUUAUCAAAACAAUAAUAGCCUUAAUUUACAAUAAUGGUAAUUAGAUGUUACAUUUUCAGCGAAUAAUGCGUAAAAUAGAAAACCCUAUUGAACUGUACGUUUAUAAAAUCGAAUCCUAAUGGGAGACAUAUUAUAAAAACCGAAAAUGGAGUUAACCUUAAAUUUCCUACUGCUCUUCCUCUCGAAUUUCUCCUUCGGAGUGACUUUUUUGUCUCCAAUAACUAACGUAACGUCUUUGUGCUCGGACUAUGGUCAAGUAGAACACGCAAUGGUUUCAACAACUGUCGAUAAUUUGUUAAUGGAUGACAUUUCGCAGCAACAAACUGUUCACAUACAUUGCACUGUAGGGUACGAUCUAGAGGGUCCGCCGAAAAUCCCGUGCGUGAAUGGCGAAUGGGAGCAAACCGUAAGGCCUCGCUGUUUAGCACGCUGUGAUCAUCCUCCGUACAUAUCAAACGGACGUUAUCAACUAGACGGCAAUCAGAGUGACGGAAUUUAUAAGAAGGGCGCAUUAGCUAUUUAUUCGUGCAAAGAAGGUUACCAGUUAACGCCGCCGGAGAGUCACUAUCGCGUGUGUGAGAAAGGAAUUUGGACAGGUGCCAAUGCAACAUGUGUUCGGACUGAGAAAAUACUAGGUUGUAAACCAGCGAAGGAUAUUUUAAACGGUUAUUAUGUACACGAGACUCCUGGUGAUUAUGAUGGAGUGUACAGUGUAGGGCAGAGGUUACAUUUCAGUUGUAAAACAGGAUAUGUGUUAAUUGGACCAUUAAUUCAGCAGUGCUUGGACGACGGAACGUGGUCACCGAAACGCCCCCCUCUGUGUUUACCGGAUGCAAAUGAAAGCACCGAUGAUUAUCCUUGUUCAUCGGCGCCAACCGUCCCACACGCUCUAACGUCGGUCGUUCAGGGAUUUCAAUCUUUGGAGACCGCACUUCCGGGAACAGAAGUCGAAAUUAAAUGUACAACGAAGUAUCGUAACGCCCGCAAUCCGUGCCAGUCGACAAGAUUAAAAUGUACAAAUGGCCGAUGGGUUGGAAUGUUACCUAACUGUGUUCUUGCCAGAGAAUGUUCAUCUCCACCCGUAGUGGCGCACGGAUCCCCUUUCGACUUAAAUCCAGAAACUGGGCGCGUUCGCUAUCCAAUUAACGCACAAAUUUCGUAUCAGUGUCUUCCAGGGUUCGAAUUGCAGGGGAAUUAUAUUUUGACUUGUUCGGCUGGCGGGUGUUGGACACCAAUGAAUCCGCCUGCAUGCAAACUGAACAGUCAUUAUUUCUUGGAAGUCAAUGGAGGAGGACCAAUGUUGAUAUCUCUAGCAACCGGCGCCGGCGUUUUGCUGCUUCUACUGAUUAUCUGGCUCGCAAUAGUUUGUAGAAGACGAAAACCACUGUCACGCGCCGUACCACUACCACCACCUGUUCCUAGGCCGGAUCUCGCUGAUCAUGCCGCUCUUUUACAUCAUCCUGAUAGAUUAGCUCUCAUCGCCUUUGCUGAUGGCAUUCAAGUUGGACAGUCGGUUCUGCCCACCUACGAAGAAGCGGUAAGGGAUCGAGGACCGGGGGUAGUUUCAAGUCGCUUUACGCGACCCCAUUGGCCAUCGUUAGCGCAUAGAAGGAAUAGAAACUCUCCAGAUAUUGUGCACGUUACCAGACAGGGAUCAUUCGUAUCCCAUUCUAACAGCACGCGAUCAGGGGGUGAUCCGAUGGGAUCAACCGAUACCAUGAUCGCAUCUGAAGGUUCCACGGCCGUAACGUUAGACACGGCGUCCUCCCAUAGUGGUUCACAAUCAGCGUCCUGCAGAGCGCAUUGUGGCAGCUUAGCCUCCUUCGACACUAGUUCCGUUCAUAACACCGAAGGUGUUCCCCUUUUGGAAGAGAGCGAAUUGGAGGAAAUCCAAGGGGAAACUAGAUCUUUAGCUAUGGAAAACCGCUCCAUGGCGGACGACGGAUCUUUCAAAUUUAACAUAAAUUCUCUAGAUCUAGCCUAGUCAUUUACUUAUAUAUUGUAGUAUACUUUUAACACAUUGCGAAGUGGCAAAGUGAUAUUGUUGUUCAAAUCUCGCUAACGGAUUGAAUAAUUUGUUACUGCUGUUUUUGUCUACUUCCCUUGUUGUAUCUGUGAAUAUUAUUCCAUUAACCUAUACCGCGCUUUUGGGUGUUAGUUUAUGAAAGUGUGCGUUUCUGGAUGAGACCAAAAUGAAAAACUAAACCUCAUAUUUCUUGUUUAUAAUUUAGAAAAGUUAAGUAGUAUACAACGCAGAGUAUAAAUUAUUGUGUAUAUUUUCUUAUUGCUGUAUAGUAGAUUUACGCGCUGACCAAAGGAAGAUUAUUAAAACUAGUCCAUUGUGUAUAAUAAUUAACGUAAUAGUAAAUGUUCUCGACCAAUACCGAUGUAAGAAAAAUGCCAUGUGUGUUAUGCAUUCUGUUGCAAUGGUUUUUUUUUUAUUUAAGUCUUAUGGAAAAUUGAAUGUUUAAUGUUAUUAAAAACGUGAAAAUUAUCAUUAAAGAUGCGAAACUUAUUUUUCCGUUCUCAAAGUGUACACCUGGAUGGUGUUCUUGUGUUAUUUUCUCGGAAAGGUGAAAUAGAUCUAAAUUUAGUUGUACGUAUUAUUUUGUUUUUGUUGCAUUUAUUGUUGAGCAUUGUUUAGUAUUGUUGGUACUUUUUGUUAAUUUUAUAGAGCUUUGGUUUAUUUCUUUUAUGGCAGAACUGUCGACUUAAUAUGUGAAAUUAUAGCUAAAUGUCAAGGAAAUUUGUAUAGUUCAUCAUUAGUCUAUAGAUGAAUAAACGCCACUAUAGACAAUAAAAUACUAAUUUUAAA
This is a messenger RNA of Photinus pyralis (common eastern firefly), 2838 nucleotides long. RefSeq names its product sushi, von Willebrand factor type A, EGF and pentraxin domain-containing protein 1-like. The coding region runs from base 169 to 2007 and encodes 612 amino acids. The record is from RefSeq and is a predicted model, not a curated record. NCBI's taxonomy places the organism in Eukaryota, Metazoa, Arthropoda, Insecta, Coleoptera, Lampyridae. The transcript has 7 exons.